CCCAAUAGUCUCACAAUCCCUGUUUCGGUACUCCAUCCCACCUGCAUGGCUCAGAACUCCACGGAAGAUGAUGGCCUCCUGAUAAUCCCGGAUAGUGAAGACGAGCUUGCAGAUGAUGUUUGUGAGACGCCGACAGAGGUUGCGAGGGAGAUUAUUGAAGAUGUCAUUGUCCCUGACAGUGAAGAGGGUCUUCUUCCGGAGGAUGGGGUGGCGUGGGAUUCUGUAGACCCUGUAUCGGAACUCCAUCCAAGGUGCAUGGCUCAAAAUUCCCCGGAAGAGGAUGACCUCCUCAUAAUCCCAGACAGUGAAGACGAGCUUGCAAAGGAUGUUAUUGAGAAGCCUACAGAGGUUAUGGGGGAGACGGUGGACCCAAAUCUGCUCAAAAGACGCAGAGACAACGACAUGCAUCCUAUUCGGAGAAGUCCUCGGUUGGAAGAGUUUCUAAAACUAAUGAUACCGAAAUGGGAAACACGCAUGUGGGAUGUGGACACAGAUUAGGGGAGUUUCUUCCAUACCCUAUCUUUAUUUAUGGUUUAAUUUGUAAUCUGUGUCCUAUGUGUGACUUUUGGGGGAAGCAAUGAUGAAAAUUGGUUUUAUUGAUGUUUAAUGUGAUGCAUGUG
Molecule: messenger RNA, 620 nt
Organism: Cuscuta epithymum
Lineage: Eukaryota; Viridiplantae; Streptophyta; Magnoliopsida; Solanales; Convolvulaceae
Source: the annotation of a GenBank genome assembly